CAGUGUGUCGGUAAUUACACACACAGCUCUGUGGCUGGCCGAAUGCUCAAAUGUGAGUGUCUGGCUCGAUUUUCUGGACAGACAGUUUGAAAAUACUGUACAGUCAUUUGCAUUUUCAGACGUGAACAAUGAGUGGGCUCAUUUCAACAGAGUUUACAGAUCUUACGGCUGACAACUUUGAGAACUCCCUGGCAUCCGAUGAUCUAUUGGCUCAAUACUUUAAUGAUUUCUUAACUUUGCCGUCUUUCCCAGAGACACCUCUGUUGUACAACCAGGAGACCGGGCAGUUUGAGGUAGUGGAUGGAGCGGCUGAGUUUGUUUCCAGAAGAAUCCGAUCAGGUGUACACCGCAGCAGAUCACAACUACUUACUGGUGACCCUGCAGCGCUGGCCAGAACCCCCCCAGUAGACAACCAUUACCCUAUCUGUUGCCUGGACAGAGAGCAAGGAAUUCAGUGGAUCAUGAAAGAGAGACUUCCCUUUUUCCUUCAAAGUGAUUGCUACAAUGAAUACAGACUGUCCAAGCUGUUGUUUCAGAAGAACACAAUCUUCUGUAUCCAGAGGAGGAAAGGCAGUUCAAGUCGACCCACCCGGUCAGCCCCACAGCUGUGUUUUCCCUCCCAAUCUGACGAGGAAACUAACAAAGCACUGAAGGGCCUACCGUGCUCGCAUUCACAAGACAACAGUUCUGCAAAACAAGGCUCUUCGGGGACGCACAACGUCACAUGUCUACCCUCUGGACUGAAGGAACAUAUCAACACAAAAGGCAGUGAAUCAUCCAGAUGUUUCUCCAGCUGUUCUGAGCCAGAGAACCCAUGUCACUUUUGCUCUUCGUCCUCUCCCUCCAACCUUGAAUGUGAGAAACUCCAGAGCCCACAAACAGAGUGGAGCCUCUCCUUCACAGAGCCCUCAGCUGGCAACUCAGAGGAGCAACAAGAGUCUAGUCGCCAAAAUGAGUACCUGGCAGCCAAAGUGGUCAAACAGGUGCUUAACAAUGCAGUGUACGUGAUGGAUGGUCAGAGCCGGGCAAACAUGUCCGACUGUUUCAGUAAGUCUGGAGACCAGACAAAUUGUACCAGCGAAGACAGAUCCUGUGAUGGGAAAGUUCACCUGCGUUCGGCUGACGAGGGCACAGAAAGGCUGGAAGGGAAAAAAGAGAAAGUUCAAGAGGGCAAGAGGUGCAGUCGGGCAGAAGAAAAGACUGAGUGGUUUAAGAAGAAUAGGAGAGUGGGGGGUGGAGGCACAGAACAGGAAAAUAUCCUUGAUAUUUGUUGCCAUGGCAGCUGUUGCCGUGGCAAUAUACCAGGCUUGGAUGAGUUGAAGGACUUUUUGCGAGGAACGCCGGGAGAGAAACUGCUCAACCUCUGGAUAGAUGUAGCGAGGCUGAAUGCUACACAGAGCAGAGAGCGGAAGAACAGUAAUGUAUGUAUCAGGUACUUGGUCCUGAUGAGGAGGCGGUACCUGCUGAGCAGCAGCCAAAGCAGUCUCAAUGUGGAGCUGCUCUCCAGACUGGGGAUGACUACUUCCCCCUGCUGGACAGAGGAGAAACUGCGCUCAGUUCUGCCCUUUCUCACUGAGUCUCUGCUCUACUACUGGGUUCCUCGGUUCUGGACGUCCCAGUGGGUUCAUGAAGACCGCGAUGACUCCCCUCAUCCAGAGCUGUGGACAGAGUGGUGUGUUUGGCCCCAGUCAGACACACAGCCCCACCACGGCUCUAUGGCUCUCUGCUCGGACACCUGCCUGCCCCAGUACCCCCAUGCUGUCCACACGCGGUUCUAUUCUAGCAGAAGUCAGUUACUGGGCAGCAGAAGAAUGAAGAAGAUGCUACAGGCUCUUUCUGUUGAAUCGUGUGCCGGCUUAUACUUCACACACUUCUGUGAACAAUCUGGAAACCAGCUGUGGGAGAAUGCAGUUAACCUUUGGACUGACCUGCAGCACUACCAUGAGCUUUUCUAUCAGGACGGACUGGACCCCUACCGAGUCCAGAGAGAGACACAGCUCUUCUACUCCACCUACCUCUCCAGCUCUGCCAGGAGGAGCAUUGGUGUCAGUGAGGAGAUCAGAAGGGAGGUGUACGACCAAAUGAUGCCCGCUUUUGAGGAGCUGUUUGACAAGGUUGAGGAGCACACACUGAACAUCCUGCUGGAGCCGUGGACACUGCUCGUCAGCAGGGACAAAGAGUCCUUCCAGAAGGUGUGUGUGCAGGAGGAGGUGCGUUGCAUCGACAGUCAGGAGUACAGGGAGCUCCAGAGUCUGUACGAGGAAUCAGAGCGCCGACUGAAACAGGUGAAGCAGUCCACGCUAUUUCCCUCUCCCAUUUCACCAUCGACUCCCUUCUCAAAGGGCCCCCGGGCGCCUGACUCUUGGUCCAGAGUGUCUCCAAAUUACCAAGGCUACCGUCUAGGUUCCUUACUUCGCCACCGUCAGGAAAUCGGACACUUUAUGUCCUUCCUACAGAAUCGGGAUGCCAGUAUCCAUCUGACAUGCUGGCUGGAUCUGGAGCAGUACAGGAGGACUCCUCACAAAGACAACGCUGUCAGACAGGAGAAAUGGUCUCAUAUUGCGACCAAAUAUCUCACCAGGACGUACUUCUUUGGCUCCGACAGCCCGGCCACAACAGAGCAACAGAAUGACAUAUUGCUUCUGGCAGGUGGACUGGAGCGUCUCAAGCUCGAAUGUCCCUCUUACCCAGUCGUUGGGGAGAUCCAGGACGUCAUCAGGAGUCACAUUGAGAAAAGGUGGCUGCCUCUGUUCCUGUCCACAGCUGAGUUCACAGAGCGACUGAAACACCAACCAAAGCCCCAAGCACCGGACAGACUCUCACAACACGUCUACCGUCGACGCAGAGCGAGGAGAGAAGCCUGGAAGGCCGAGGGCUUGUGGAUGAGUUCCUCCAAAGAGAUCCUGCUGUUUCGACGGAUCCUUCUCAACCCUGCCACCUGUAUACAGUUCCAGCACUUUGUCUCUCUGAAAGGAGACUUCCUGGAAAGCGAUGUGCUCUUCUGGCUGGAGGUGCAGAGAUACAAGGACCUCUGUCACUCCCACAGCGAUGAGGCCACUGUCCAGCAGAAGGUCUCCACCAUCAUUAACUGUUUCAUCGACUCCUCCAUGCCCCCGGCUCUGCAGAUAGACAUCCCUCCUGGACAGGCCCAGCAGGUUCUGGAGAGACGCCACAAACUGGGUCCUUACAUCUUCAGAGAGGCACAGAUGUCAGUGUUCAGUGCACUGCUGAAGUUCUGGCCUGAGUUUCAAGAGCUGAGCAGCAGUGUCCAAGAGGGGCAACUUCUUCCUCUACUGCAGGAGAAACGGGUCAAACACAGAGCCAGAGUACGGAGACAGCGGAGAAAAGAGGAGGAAGAGGAGAGCGAGGAGGAGAAGAGGAGAGCUCAGAAAGAGCUGGAGAGGCCGGAGUCCAGUCUUGGAGAGGAGAAGGAAGACGAUGUAGAAGGACAAGAGGGAAGAAGUGUAAAAAAACAGUCGAGGGCACAGAGCAGAGAGCUGCUGACUCCCACACAACAGUUGUCGUGGUCCUACGCCAAGUACUUGGCGGCUCUGAAGAGAGAAGAGGUGCUGCUGAGGAGACAGAGUCAGCUGGGAGCCUCGUUCUCCACGGCCUCAGGUACACCCCCCCUCCAUUUGUCUCCCAGGGCUCAGUCAAAUCCCCAUGUCCAGCACUUUAACUACUCUCUGCUACCAGUCAGACUAAAUGAAGGAAAUCAAAAUACUGAAAUGACUUUUAGCCGUUCUCACAGUCGACGCCAACCCCUUCCAUCUGUCAGAACUGUCUCAUUAUGAAGAAGUCUGACCAAAAGAGCAGCUUCAGCUUGUCCAUUAGGUGGUAAUGUUCUGUACAGGAGUUAGAAUACCCUGCCCAAGGUAGAACAAAACAUGACCACGUUUUUUCAUAAUUUUAAUGGUUAUGGUCCGAGCAAAAACAUUGAAUCAUUAUAAAACUAGAGCCCAUAGGCUUGUAAAUGUCAUAGUACUGUAUGUUAUAAAACUUUGCGGUGUUGAGCAACUUACCAGUUUCUUAAAGGAAGCUGGAGAGAAUGUAGCAGGCUGAGCUACCACAACAUGGCAGAAGUAGUUCAGCUACAAGAAUGCAUACUUAACUCUAACAUCCAUGGACAAUCCUGCACCUUACUACCAUAGCAAUAACAUUAUAAAUAAAUCAGAAUAAUUAAACUCUCUCUGGAUCACUUUCUCUCCGUCCUGACCCAUCAAGUAAACACAAGCUGGCGUGGCAACUUCUAUAUAUCGUAUGGGGUCUUGUCUUGUCUUUCUCUAAGUUUAACAUCUGCAGAUGGACUCACUACACAUUCAGAAUGAGUACAGGUGGUGUCGCCUUUUAUUCACACAGACAAACAACGGGAUUAGAGAGGGGGUAACUGACACAUUAUCUAGAACUGGUACAAAUCAGCAUCUUCAGAAGAUGACAGAGCGUUUUAGGCCACGGUCAUACAGAAGUGCUUCUCUCGGCUACACGUCCAUGUAUGGUGCUGUUGUACUGUUUCAUUUCAUGUCACAGCAGAAAUGAUCGGGCAAAUUUAGCUUGUGUGGACUUGAUCAAUAAAAGAGCUAAGCUACUGAAAACUUCAGUUACCAGAUCAACCAAUACUGCCCAACAGUGAAAGACAUAAAAGUAUCACAGUAUAGUAGGUCAUAAAUAAUACAUGGAUUUGCAUUUAUACAGCGCCUUUCUAAUCUUCCGACCACUCGAAGUGCUGUACCCUAAAUUGUCACGUACAUGUUUCUGUCAUUCUCUUCUUGUGUUUCCACAGACUGAGUCCAGAGUUUUGUUUCCAAACCAGAACUGAGGAUGAACGGCUUUCUUCACCACAUCGUCUUCUAUUGUAUCGAUGAACUUCUAACUUAGUUUGACACACUAUGAUAUAACAUUUUAGUGAUAUACUAUACAAUGCCUUUUUCAUGGCUAUUUUUUAUUAUCUGUUACACAGUGAAGUGUAACAGAUACGAUGGUAAACAAAGAGUGAAAUAACAUUUAGUAACAAAUAACAAAGCAGUUACUUGCCACUCAGACAUAACUGGCUCUCAUGUUUCACUGAAGCCUGCAACCGUGAUAUGAAACCAAAGUGUUAAGAAGUGACUUCGUGCCACCCAGCUUUGACGCAAACAGAUGACGGCGGUGCCUGAACGCCGUCAUCGGAGCGCCACGAGUGAAAACUAAGAGCACAGCUGUUACUGAUGUCUUGAUGAGGUAGAAGUCUGAGGCUGGGUUUACACAUGGUGUAAGAAUAGUUGCUUGAACCAUGUGUGACAAAGAUAUGGGAGCCCUGAAAGGAAGAGUGAGAUUUAAAAAAAAAAAAACAGAUCUAUUUUAUAAAUCUGAUCUAAAUUGUUUUCCAUCCUGUGUUUAUGACUUCAGCACAGGUGAGGAAUAGGGUCUCUAAUACUCAUUUUGGCUACACGAGGCUGACGUGCACUGCUACACAAUGUGACUCAAAGCAUCGUUUUCCUCCAGGUGACUUUACAUUUACAUAACUUGCUAACAAUAUAUGUACCUUGCCUUUAGAGUGCAUGGACAAAUUAAAAUUCACCUGAAAGAAAACAUGAAUGCUUUUAUUCCUAUUUAGAUCGUGGGGUAGUGGUGAAUGUCAGCCUCUUGUGGCCAACAUUAGUAUUACAACAAACACACAUUUAAAUGGUGAGGUAUGGGAAUUGUAUCUAUAUAGCACAUUCUAUAACACAAGGGCAAUUCAAAGUGCUUAACAUAAGCAUAAACAUGCAAACUAGUGAGAGAAGGCCAGUACUGUCCGGUACUCUGUAUUAGUAAAGAGUCAGUGCCGUUAGUCUGCAAGACCAACAACCUGUUAUGAUUGCAUUCCUACGAGAAAACAUCUGCUCAUUUAAGGUCAAUGUAAACAACUGUUACUUCUGUCAAGAAGGUUAUCAGCUUGAUUCAUCAGUUUGUCUGUACAGGCAUUAUGUUUCACUUUCAUUAACGUUGUCAGAUAUCUACUCAUCUACUCUCCAUGUUGAUUCCACAUUGCGCCCUGCAGCUCCUGAACACACCGAUGUUCAAAGAACGACUUCCCAACUCGGGACAUCUGACACAUCUGAGAAGCACGUGAAUGCACCAUUGACUGCGCUCUCCGAAGUGGCAUUCUGCUUCUCUUAUGAGCUGCUUCUAAACUGUUCCAGUGUUGUGUUUUGUGUCCAGCACAGACCUGCAGCUUUUUGAAUUCGUGCUUGCUGCCUUUUUCAAAAUUGUUUAGUUAGUCUGCUGCUGGCAAACGUCAACUUCUGCUGACUGAUGGAGUGCUGUGGGUUUUUUGGCAGGCAUUCACUUCUUGUAAAAAUCUCCAACGUGAUACGAUGGACAAAAUAAGUUGUGAUGUUUCGGGAUGUUCAGUUUUAUUCCAACAUGAACAGCAUGCCAAAGCAGCUGUGACUUCUGCAACACAAACAAUUUAUAUCGGACUCAGUUUCUGGCUGUGUCCACUCGUGUAUUUCAUUCAUAUUUGCCAGAUUCACACUUCAUUUCCCUCUUAUAUUGUACACAGUAAAGGCACAACACUUCAUCAUUUUUUAUGUAUUUAUUAAAAUAUUAUCCAUAUACAUACAUUAAAGGCAUCAGACAGAGCUCAGUGGUGCAACAAUAUAAAAGGCAACAAUAUGUUUGCAUCAUGAGGGGUUGGCAUCCACGCAAGGUUACAAGGAACAGUUUUAUUGUCAAGAAGUAUGUUACAUCAUCUAUAAAACAACAUUUUGGUUGACAGCUGGUUUCUCUAGCGUCCAUCAACAUGUAUGUAAUAUUGCACUUAACAUUGGCACGAGACACAGUCACUACAUGGAGAAUGUAAACGGAGAGCUUGUUCUGCAGAGUGAAACAUUGCGCAGCGGUUUGAUGGAAAUGGAACAGAUUAGUUGUGUACUGCAACACUGAGGUUUCACACGGACUGAAAGAGCCCCCAUUUAAAGUUGGGAGGAAACGCUGUUGAUCCGAGGAGGUUUAAGUUGACACAACUCUUUGUUGGUUUUAGUGUUUACUAUAGUAUGUGCUCGGUGAAAUGUCUUAACUUACAUGUGUUUCUAAGAUUCAGACUGAUUCUCAUUCAUGUGAUGAGCUUGUUUGUAUCUGUAAAAAUAUAUCUUUCAAAUGCAAGACUUUUCUCUACAUCCCUAAGGCAUGAAUGACCAGGUGGACUUACUUUAAUAAAAAAUUAAUUCUUAUUUUACCUCAACAUAUCUUUUGCAUAAAUGUGUAGUUAUUCUUUCAGAGUAGAGUGUAUUUUUAAGGCUUAUUUUGAAUCAGAUUUUUUUUUUGUAGCAAAUCCACAUAUGUGUUCCUGUGUAUUAGUGGAAUCCGAUGCGUAAAGCUUUAUUCUUUACCAUGGUGAACUUGCUGACAAACACCUUGGCGAAGGCGGGACACACCAGGUAGCGGU
Anarrhichthys ocellatus (wolf-eel) is the source of this 7408-nucleotide messenger RNA. RefSeq names its product regulator of G protein signaling 22 (gene rgs22). The record is from RefSeq and is a predicted model, not a curated record. Gene Ontology annotation, biological process: regulation of signal transduction. Gene Ontology annotation, cellular component: nucleus; cytoplasm. The coding region runs from base 129 to 3794 and encodes 1221 amino acids. NCBI's taxonomy places the organism in Eukaryota, Metazoa, Chordata, Actinopteri, Perciformes, Anarhichadidae. The transcript is spliced from 22 exons. Gene Ontology annotation, molecular function: G-protein alpha-subunit binding.